CUUCGUACUACCACAAGCAACUUUCCUAUCUACACGAGCAAUGAGGGUUGAGGACGUUCUGGGUCGUCUGGCAGUAAUGGCCGAGCUGCCAAACAUGAAGACCUCGUGCUUGCUAGCAGCUGGGCUGGGUUUCGCCCUAGUCGCUUGGAGGUUCUGGUGUGCGUUGUUCAAAACGAAUCAGCUGGAACCUCCUGUUCUCAGGUCCUAUGUUCCUUUCAUAGGACACCUUUGGGGCCUGAUGAGACAUGCCCAUGAUUAUCUCACUUCUCUUCACCUCCAAAAUCCUCUUCCCGUCUGUUCGCUGCCUAUGCUGGGACGCAAGGUCUAUGUCAUCAACAAUCCAAUCCUCAUCCAGGCUGCCUUCACCAACACAAAAUUGAGCUUUGGUCCUUUUGUUAUAGACUUCGUGGGCCGAAUGGAUGAGCUCUCUGCUUCAGCCCGUCGAGCCUACGUCGAGGAGGGCAUGCAUGCCCGAGUCAAACAAAUUUUCUCUACCCACAUGACAGGGCAGCCGCUGAAGAAGAUGAACACUGUCUUGCUCACUCAAUUAAUGCUACACCUACCUGGAAAUGGUUCCGUGGUUGAAGUAAAAAGUCUCUGGGUAUGGCUCAGGAAUAUCCUGACCGUGGGCUCGACGUCCAUGCUGCUCGGCGCAAGGAAUAAUCCAUUCAGGACGGAUGCUGCUCUCGUUGAAGCAUACUGGAAAUACGAAGCAGGUGAUCCAUCGCGGCGCUACAAUGUCACAGCUGUUGGGAACCGAAGCUCGGCAAAGAACCACGCGGCCAUGCUGAAAGCCCUAACAGCGUACUUCUCUGCCGGCCAUGAUCUCUCGCAGCAUCCUGAAGACGCCGACAUUGCCCAAAUGACGCGAGAGACGACCGGUAUGCAGCGUGAGUGGGGUUUCACGGACACAGAUCUUGCCGCAGCGCAAAUCGUCAUCAUUCAUGCGACACUCGUGAGUGCCGUGCCCACCAUAAUUUGGGCGGUCGCGCAUGUGUUCAGUAGGCCUGAGUUACUCGCCACGCUGCGGGAGGAGGCUCUCAACGCUGUCACCAUCAAGAGCGACGAUGAGGAUCCUGGUAGUGCCAAGCAUGUGCUAGUUACCGCGGAACGGAUCGAGCCUCGCUGUCCCACACUGGUUGCGGUGUUCCGCGAAACGCAGCGGCUCGCAGCCGUUGGAACACUGCACCGGCGUGUCCUUGAAGACACCAUGAUCUCAGGUAACAUCGAAGGCAAAGAGGUUAGUUAUUCUCUAAAGAAAGGCGUCGCAGUCCUGAUGCCUGUCGUGCCGAGUCACCGCAACACCGAGACUUGGGGUGAGGGAGUGGAUGACUUCCAACCCGAACGUUUUCUGUCGGAAGAGAAGAUCGACACCAAGGGGGCGUCGCAGCUGCGCAAGAAGGCUUACUUCCCCUUUGGCGGCGGCAGGGAGCUGUGUCCAGGGCGCAACUUCGCCACGGCGGAGACCCUCAGUACGCUUGUCGUGCUGAUCUUAGGCUUCGACAUCCACGCACGGGACGGCUCUACAUUCAGGUUGCCUCCUGUAGGCCCCUCAAAGAUGACGUCGCAGACAGCACGGCCUCUGGAGACAGCAGACAUGGCGGCCAGGAUCAAGCGUCGCGAAGGCUGGGAGAAUGUUGUUUGGGGCGUCAGCACCACGUCAACCAUGUAAUAGACCUGUACUCAAAGAUGGCGCGGAAGAACGUUGACGGCCAAGUUCGAUGGCAUAAUGCCCGAAUAACUGCCGUAUCAGUUUGUCUUCUCUUUUCAAAACAGCCAUUUCAUACCCUGUGGAAUAGAAAUCUCAGUUUCACAGCAUUUGCGCAAAUGCAUGCAAAGAUUAGUGGGUACACAUAUAGCUAAACAACCUUGCCCGCUCUAGGCAAACUGGCGACCACCAAAAUGGCAAUAAAUAAUUCAAGCAUGUUGUAGUGUGGUUUAAUUACGCUGUGAAAAGGCUGGUGUUCUCCAUCCUUCCCUGCCCUUCUGUUCUUUACUGUAAUGUCCACAUCAUUAUCCUCCGCCCAUUUACGGCCGAGCCGCAUGUCAAUUCCACCAAGCCAAGUAUCUAGGCCCGCUUCACGCCCACCUCCCUCGCCGCCUCUUGCCGCAUAACUGCUAAGAAGACCUUAUCCUCCGCCCAAGCAGGCAAUAAACUGCUUCCGAGCUGCUGCAGCGCAUGAGCCCAAUAUCCGAUGACCAAUCCAUGUCCACGGCCGACCUGCUGCAGGGCGGCUCGAGCCAUGGUCGUCGCAUCUGGCACGAAAAGUGAGGGAGGUUCGCGACAGCCAGAGACUCCAGUGACCCUGCCCACUCUGACACCCAGUAGCUCAACCUCGUCCGCCGCGCCGCCUUGGAGAGCCAUUUCGAGGCGCACCGAGCGCGUCAUGUUCAUGAGGAACUGCUUGCUAGCGCUGUAUGAGGCCAUUAGGGGAAGGCCUGGGUCGGCCAUGGAGCUGAUGUUCAUCACCAGGGCUGGCGAGCUCUUGAUCAACUUGGGAAGUAGCACGCGUGUCAGGUGUAGAGGGAAUAGUGCGUUAAGGCUAACGUUGUCUGUGAUCCGAGCGGCAGAGGAUUGGCUCAGAGGCGCACAUAUUGGAUUGACCGGGCUCCCGCCCGCAUUGUUGAUCAGAACCGUAAGAUGCAAGUCGUCAACCGCGGCUGCUAUGGCUGUGAAAUCCGGGACGCCCUGACCGAUCCCAUCAACGGUAUGCUUCUCCUGUUGAUCUUGCAAUGCAAUGCAGUUCAGACAUGGCACCUUGCUUGCGUCCGCGGUCAGAAUGCGGAAUGACCUCUCGGGACAUAUUUUCUGCAGCUCUGCCAGCACGAGGGAUAGCUUUGUGUGGUUCCUCCCAUGUAACACGACGUUGAACCCUCGCGAUGACAAUUCAAGCGCAAGCGCCCGGCCUAUACCGGCUGAAGCUCCUGUCACCAGGGCCCACGGCGCGCGCCCGCCCGAGUCCGUGUGUGCGUACUUGUUCAGUCUUGAUGGAAGGAAGUAUGUAGUGCCUAAUCUAGCGACUUUAAUAGCCGCGAAGAAAAGCGUGAGUGCUCCAAUGGUGGAGAUAAUGACUGGAAUGUACGGCAUUUCUAAGUAUGCUGACACCAAAAGAGGUAGGAUAAAAUUGGUGGAGGUAGACUGGUUCAGUUUCGCGGAUAUAGAAGAGCGGAAUCACAGUGUCUGGGCAAAAGGCAAGCCGAGAUGGCAUGCCCGGUUGAAGAAUAG
Molecule: messenger RNA, 3226 nt
Organism: Diaporthe batatas
Lineage: Eukaryota; Fungi; Ascomycota; Sordariomycetes; Diaporthales; Diaporthaceae
Exons: 3
Coding region: 41-1672 (543 amino acids)
Molecular function (GO): monooxygenase activity; heme binding; oxidoreductase activity, acting on paired donors, with incorporation or reduction of molecular oxygen
Source: RefSeq, a predicted model, not a curated record